Plutella xylostella (diamondback moth) is the source of this 2389-nucleotide messenger RNA. It is a transcript of the gene tow, whose product is annotated as target of wingless. The record is from RefSeq and is a predicted model, not a curated record. Lineage: Eukaryota; Metazoa; Arthropoda; Insecta; Lepidoptera; Plutellidae.
UGGAGAAAAACAGAACCAAGUGGAAGUGUGACCGUGCCACGCAACCACUGAAAAAGUUCAAAUUAAAAAACAAACAUACAUAAAGAAUGCUACUUAUAAACUUAGAUCUAAUUACAGACACCAAAGAAUAUCCUAAUUCGAAUGUCCAGUGAUGGAGUUAGUGUUAAGUGUAACUUAAGUGAUGGGAAAGUGAGAUUUGAGUGACAAAAGUGAUGUGCGCGUGAGUUGUGAUGGGGUGUGGACAGAGCAAGAUUAAUCUGUACCCGCGGAGAAACAAGAAUGGUGGCAAAGGAAAUGGAGCUAAGAAAUCAGGAGCGGCGGACAAGGACGCGGACGAGGAGGAGGGCGCGGCGGCCGCCCCUGAUGAGGAGGAGGACCCCGAGCGGGGCAAGCAGCUGCUGCCGCUCGCCGCGCACCCGCUGCCCGUUGAGAUCUCGGUCAGCCAGCAAGACUUCUUCAAAAUGCUGGACGAGAGAAUUGAAAAGGGAAAAGACUACGACUCAUCGAGCGAGACAGAAAUACGACUUGAGCACGAGCGGCGCCGCGCCCUGAUCCAGCAGUGGCGCUCCGCCUCGCGCUCCUCGCAGUCCAGCCUGGGCAGCCCGCCCGCCCCCGCGCGCCGCGCCCGCCCGCCCGCGCGCUGCUGCCGCCCGCCCGACGCCUCGCCGCGACACGUCAACGGGGACGCCUGGCGGGACGACAACCACUCCCCCGUCAAACGACCACAGAGCGCCGGCGCGAACUGGAAGAACAACCCCAAACAACCAUACAACCUGAAGCCGAAGAAGAACGAGGCCAACGAGAACCAGCGAGUGAGCAGCCUCAAGAGCUACGAGCAGCUGCCGGAGCCCCCGGACGGGUCGCAGAUCACGUACAACCCCACGUUCCAGAGCCACAGCCCCGCGCGCCAGCCCUACAUCACGCAGCUCGUGUCCUACCCCGAGUCGCAGCAGGUGACGCCGCCCGCCACGCCGCGCCUCAUAGCUCCCCCCGAGGAGUACCAGGACAAGGAGGCGCCCCCCGCGCCCCCCGCCGCCCCCGUGUACUACAUCCACGGCAGCACGGCCAGCCUGGCCGCCGACCUGCAGGCGCAGCGCCAGCAGACCGCCGUGCACCUGCAGCAGUACGUGGCCAUGAAGCAGGCGCAGCAGCAGAUGUUCACGUACAUGACGCGCGGCCCGCACUCCGUGCUCCCGCACGAGGCGCGCGCGCACUCGGCGCCGGCGCCCGUGGGCGUGGUGCGGCCCAUGCCGGCCGCGGACUGGGCGCUGCCGGGCGCCGCGCCCUGGCCGCCGCCCGAGCUGCAGUACUACCCGCAGGCGCACUACACGCACCAGGUGUACUGCGCGCACUCCGCCGGCGCCGCGGGCACGCUCACCCGCUACCACAAGGACCGCCCCGUGGACAACCGCACCGUGUGCCAGAGCAUCAGCCUCGUGCGGCACAAGCCGGUGGGGCAGAUCGUGGUGGGCGGCGAGCUGGCCGUGAGCCCGCGCGCGGGGGACAGCCCCAGCCCCGCGGCCAGCACGGACAGCGGCGUGUCCCCCGGCGCCGCCGCCGAGCCGCCCCCCGCGACCCCCGCCCCCAUAGUACUCGCCUCCGUGGAAACUAAAAUUAAGAAAAACAAAGUACCUUUUAGCAGACCUCUUAAAAAUUCUAAAAGUCUCGAAUCCUCAUAAUAUUUACUAGUGUUUUGUAAUUAAAUAGAUUUUCUAAAUGUACGUAGCUCUAGCGUAGUAAGUAUAAUUGUAAUUUCUAGGAGAUUCCAAAGUGCUUAUAUCUCUGUAUCAUGUGAUUCUAGAUCAUUUCUAUGAAUUAUCGGUCGGCGGGUGUUGCUGUUACUUGGAGCGCUAGUCCUGUACUGUCCCAAAGUAUCUAAUCUAGUAAUCUAUCACUGUUUAAAUAUGAAAUUAAUAAUUUUAAGUAGGUACAUUAAGUAAGUAAGUAUACUUAUCGUUCGUAUGAUGGGAUGUUAACAAGAUUCAGUAAUACUGAUACUCGGUGAUUUUUCCUAAGUUUUAUGUAGUGAAUGUGUUGUCCGUGAACUAUGUAUAACUUCAGACACACGUAGCCCCAGUAAUAAGCCUUAUUUACAGCUUAUAGGCUCACUUAGGCUAGACAAGUUUAAGCCGAGUAUCCAUUUCAUUUCGUCCGCCCACACGAGGCAUCCGCCAUUUAUUUAAGUACAAUCAAACACAUGACUGCAUUUGUAUCGAAAAAGCGUUUAAAAAACACAAAUUUUGUAAGUUAAUCUACGUAUGUACAAUGCAAAUUAACAAAGUCUAUAAUAUUCGAUGUUUAGAUACAAAAUGUUAUUGGUACUGCGGUUCCUUACCGUUGCAUUUUUAAAUAAAAAAGUAAUAUUAAAUAAUACAAAUUACAAUCAUAA